Penicillium chermesinum is the source of this 1194-nucleotide messenger RNA. RefSeq names its product WD40 repeat domain-containing protein. Bases 1 to 1194 code for a protein of 397 amino acids. Lineage: Eukaryota; Fungi; Ascomycota; Eurotiomycetes; Eurotiales; Aspergillaceae. Gene Ontology annotation, cellular component: heterotrimeric G-protein complex; cytoplasm. The record is from RefSeq and is a predicted model, not a curated record. The transcript has 6 exons. Gene Ontology annotation, biological process: G protein-coupled receptor signaling pathway. Gene Ontology annotation, molecular function: protein binding; signaling receptor complex adaptor activity.
AUGGCUGCCGACAUGAGCGGCGAACAGAUGCAAGCCAAAAUUACCGCCGCCCGGCGCGAGGCCGAGGGUCUCAAGGACAAGAUCAAGCGCAGGAAGGAUGAGCUGGCGGACACAUCCCGUACGAUUACCCCCCCAAGGCCUUUCUUUAUUCGCAUUGGCACCUCGCGCCAUCGCCAUUCAGAUAUGGAAUCGAUCCGCCAUGUCGCGCAGAACCAGACCGACGCCCUUCCCCGAAUUGGCAUGAAGCCUCGUCGCACGCUCAAGGCUUCGCAGGACGGAAAGCUCAUCAUCUGGGAUGCCUACACCACCAACAAAGUCCACGCCAUCCCCCUAAGGUCCUCCUGGGUGAUGACUUGCGCUUACGCCCCAAGCGGGAACUAUGUGGCCUGCGGUGGUUUGGACAACAUCUGCUCCAUUUACAACCUGUCCUCGCGCGAUGGCCCUACCCGCGUCGCGCGCGAGCUCUCCGGCCACUCUGGGUACCUCUCCUGCUGUCGUUUCAUCAACGACCGCCGUAUUCUUACCUCAUCCGGAGACAUGACCUGUAUGCUUUGGGAUAUCGAGUCCGGUUCCAAGGUCACCGAGUUCGCCGACCACCUCGGUGAUGUGAUGUCGAUCAGCAUCAACCCGACCAACCAGAACAUAUUCGUUUCCGGUGCCUGCGACGCUUUCGCCAAAUUGUGGGAUAUCCGCACCGGCAAGGCCGUACAGACGUUCGCCGGACACGAAUCCGACAUCAACGCCAUCCAGUUCUUCCCCGAUGGAAAUGCCUUCGGUACCGGGUCCGACGAUACUUCUUGCCGUCUUUUCGAUAUCCGUGCCGACCGCGAGUUGAACAGCUACCAGAGCGAGCAAGUCCUUUGUGGUAUCACCUCCGUCGCAUUCUCCGUGUCUGGCCGAUUACUGUUCGCUGGUUACGACGACUUCGAGUGCAAGGUGUGGGAUGUUCUGCGCGGAGACAAGGUUGGCUCCCUGAGUGGCCACGAAAACCGAGUGAGCUGCUUGGGAGUUAGCAAUGACGGUAUCAGUCUGUGCACUGGAUCUUGGGAUUCCCUUAACGGUCCGUCGCAUACGAUCUGGAAAGCGCUGAGUGGUGAGACGCGAGCAAUGGGAACAAACGAAAGCCACGACAAACGUUUUGGAUACGACAAUACUCUGGUGCGACGGUCUGAUAUCCGGCCCUUUGAAAGAUGA